AUGGCCGGAUAUGGUAAUGGCGAGAGUAUCGUGGAGGAGGAGAGGAGGUUUGAUGCCAGAGGGAGCGAGUUGGCGGAAGUGUGGGACGGAAAGGCACGCGGGAACAAGCUGACUUUGGCGGUUGAAUUCUUCUUGAGCGAAGUGGGUGUACGAAUGACAGGCCCAGUGAAGCCCUCGGCCCAAGCGCGGUUCUUGCCAGGCAGCGGACAGGGCCAGCAGGCGAGAGGCCACGGUCCAGAGACGGUCGAUACUAGCGCUCGCGCUGACACAGAGGGGAAGAUCUACUGUAGGAAAGCUCUAAAAUGCAGAUUUGGAUGCCGAAUGCCUUGA
This is a messenger RNA of Glarea lozoyensis ATCC 20868, 330 nucleotides long. RefSeq lists its product as uncharacterized. The transcript has a single exon. Lineage: Eukaryota; Fungi; Ascomycota; Leotiomycetes; Helotiales; Helotiaceae. The coding region runs from base 1 to 330 and encodes 109 amino acids. The record is from RefSeq and is a predicted model, not a curated record.